Megalops cyprinoides (Indo-Pacific tarpon) is the source of this 628-nucleotide messenger RNA. Its product is annotated as protein POLR1D-like. The transcript is spliced from 3 exons. The coding region runs from base 50 to 580 and encodes 176 amino acids. Lineage: Eukaryota; Metazoa; Chordata; Actinopteri; Elopiformes; Megalopidae. The record is from RefSeq and is a predicted model, not a curated record.
AAGUGGCCGCGGUGGGUCCUGCCUGAUCUCACCUGUCUCAGAGAAAUAAAUGGCUGACGAUCGCGACUUAGAGAGGAGGGCGGUGGAGGAGCUGCUGAGUGAGGCCACUCGGGCCCGGAUACGGGCGGAGACCAUGGGCCCCGCUGGCUGGGUGAAGUGCCCCCUACGUAGCACUAAUAAGCGCUUCCUGCUCAACACCCUCCGGACCACCACACUCCAGCGCCGCCCUGCUGGUAGAACUGAACCACAACAAUCUCAAGCAGGGGGACCCAGGCCCAGUGACCGCACCUCUUCAAGCAAUUACAGGAGGGGUUGCUCUCGGUCCCCCAUCAGAACUCUGCCCCCCGACCAGAGCCCCCCCAGCAGCAAACACGCACACAGGCAGAGUGAUCACAGAGACAGACAGACACACAGACAGAGUAACCACGGUGACAAACACAGGCAGAGUAACCAUGGUGACGGAUGCACUCACAGACAGAGUGAUCACAGUGACAGACACACACACACGGACAGAGUAAAAACUUCCACAAACACACACAGAACAGCAGAAUCGCCCACCAGCUGGAAAACCCAUAAAUGACAUCACUGCUCCCUGGGGGUUUUGUGCAUGUGCAGGAGUGAAUGUGUG